Sesamum indicum (sesame) is the source of this 972-nucleotide messenger RNA. Its product is annotated as rhicadhesin receptor. The record is from RefSeq and is a predicted model, not a curated record. Gene Ontology annotation, molecular function: manganese ion binding. NCBI's taxonomy places the organism in Eukaryota, Viridiplantae, Streptophyta, Magnoliopsida, Lamiales, Pedaliaceae.
AGGCAUAUUUCGUAGCUUUUACAGCCCGGAAAAAGUCAUAAAUUUGAAAUGUAAGGAAGUUGAGCUUAUAAAUAGUGACUACUUUAUUGUCUGCCUCAACACAACACAAAGGAAAAACAGAAGCUACAGCUUUUUGGAACAAGGCAUGGCGGGUAGAGUAGCAGUAGCAGUAAUGAUGGUGGUGAUUACGUUGAGCGGCAGAGGAGUUUGGGGCGGCGAUCCAGACAUGCUCCAAGAUCUCUGCGUUGCUCAGCUCACUAAUUCUGCUGUGACGGUCAACGGGUUCCCCUGCAAGUCCAACUUCACGGCCGACGACUUCUUCUUCGACGGCCUAGCCAAACCCGGCUCCACCAACAACACCCUCGGUUCACUCGUCACCGGCGCCAACGUCCAGAGGAUUCCUGGCCUCAACACCCUCGGCGUCUCCCUCUCCCGCAUCGACUACGCCCCCGGCGGCCUCAACCCGCCCCACACCCACCCCCGCGCCACUGAGAUAGUCUUCGUCCUCGAGGGCCAACUCGACGUGGGCUUCAUCACCACCGCCAACGUCCUCGUCUCCAAGUCGAUCAAGCAGGGUGAGAUCUUCGUGUUCCCCAGAGGCCUCGUCCACUUCCAGAAGAACAACGGCAAGUCACCCGCUGCCGUCAUCGCCGCCUUCAACAGCCAGCUGCCGGGGACUCAGUCCCUCGCCGUCACGCUGUUCGGUGCCACGCCGCCGGUGCCGGAUCAUGUUCUCACCAAGGCAUUCCAGAUCGGUACCAAGGAAGUCCAGAAGAUCAAGUCCAAGUUCGCGCCCAAGUAAUGAAAUAAGUGGAGGCUUUUUUGUGGGGUUGAAAAAUUUAUUUGUUUUAUUUUUAGAAUAAAUAAAUAAAAAUGGUGUACCAUGUAUGAGAAUUUCUGCCUGUUUUCUUCUCAUUUUUCAUGUAAUCAAUAAUAAAUUCGAUGCCUUGACAUGAUUAUCUUUGUUACUAA